ACAGCGCUAGGUAGUUGGUAGAAAACCUACGUUAACCUGCCGUACAAUAUAACAGACGCUAUUUACAGUCAAACGACCUAGUUGACGUAAAGCUACCGCCAAGUGCACAACGUAAAAUGACUACCAUCAUAGUGACGAACCCACAGGUCGGCCCCGACCCAAUGACGAUCACCUGCCCAUCCUGCCAUGCUACGGUACGCACGAAAGUGAAGCACGAAUCGACGACAUCCACUCACGCCUGCGCCCUACUGCUUUGGAUCGUGUGUUGGCCCUGUUUAUGCUUACCGUACUGCUGCAAAUCGUGCCGAGACGCCAACCAUUACUGUCCAAGAUGCAACACAUUCAUCGGCUCGUACAAACAUUGAAGGACGAUCGAUGUUAGUGCAAGCAAAACCAUUGUGAGAAUGCGUCAGUGAAAAGUGAAAAUUGCAGCAUAAAUAACGUGGGGUUAGUUAUUUAAUUGCCUAGUUGUGUGAUUGUUUAACAAAGUUGUUUUUUUAAAACAAACAAAAUGUGCACAAUAAUGCAUUCAAAACGAAACUGCACCGGGGAAAUAUUACGUUAAGUUAGAAAAAAAUCUGAAUUUAUACAAAUAUACUUCAUUCACCUUAUGUGAUACACCGCAAAAUAAAUUGUUUUCAAUG
Molecule: messenger RNA, 644 nt
Organism: Anopheles funestus (African malaria mosquito)
Lineage: Eukaryota; Metazoa; Arthropoda; Insecta; Diptera; Culicidae
Product: lipopolysaccharide-induced tumor necrosis factor-alpha factor homolog
Exons: 2
Coding region: 117-365 (82 amino acids)
Molecular function (GO): zinc ion binding
Source: RefSeq, a predicted model, not a curated record